CUGCAUACUUGACUGACAGUAAACUUCUUCAAUUCAAACUGUUAAAUGGACGAAUUCAAAUUUAAAUAUCCUCUUGAUCAGUAUCAUACUGUCAAUCAACUAUUUGCCGCCAUCACUGAAAAAUUCUCAUCUUCCACCUAUAUUCAAUACUGGAAAGAUCCUGAUGAUGAACAUCCGUGCUCAUUGACAUACCGUGAAGUUGACAUCAUUACUAGCAACCUGGCUCAUCGCUUGCAAAAUCAAUAUGACCUACAAGGCCAGGCAUUGGCAUAUCUGGCGGAUAAUUCCCUACAAUAUGGACUCUAUCUGCUCGCUUUCGUGAAGCUUGAAUGCCGCGUUAUGCUUCUCAGCCCAAAGAAUUCUGAAACUGCAAUGGUGGAUCUAAUGAAAAGGACUGACACAAAAUUCCUGGUCCACAAUAAGCGGUUUGCGAAAGAAUCAAGUUCCGUAAUCGACCAAAUUGAUGGAGGGACAACUUUUCUCGCCUUUGAUGUCGACACCGAAGAAACUAAAGAACUUGAUAAUGGGGCUCAAAGCAUAUGGCUUACCGAGAGAAAUUCAGAGGUUAAAUCAGAGAAAAUCGCCUUUAUCAUCCAUAGUUCCGGAACUACAGGGUUUCCAAAACCUAUUUACCUCAGUAACCGGUAUAUGCUGCAUAUGCUUAACAACUAUGCAAACCUGCUUGAUGUUGUCGAGUCACCUAAGCUUCUUUCUCUUGCUCCAAUGUAUCACAUUAUGGGCGCCAUAUUUUUUGGUAUCGCGCUUAUUGGGGGAACAUACGUGUUUCCUACGAACUUCCCACCUCUUGCGACUACAAUCACCGAUAGUCUUCGAAAAUCUCAAGCGAACAGUAUGAUGGUUGCCCCGAUUUUACUUGAGCAGCUUGCCCAGUUAAUCCAAAUGGAUGCUACUGAUGUUGAUGUACUGAAAAAUGUGAAACUCGCUUUUUUUGGAGGAGCUCCUUUGCAACAACAGGCUGGAAACAUUCUGAUGGACCACGGAAUGAACAUAAAAUCCUCUUAUGGAUCAACUGAAAUGGGCCUAGCUGCUACUGCAGAUCCAGAUGCAAACUGUAAAGAGUUCACGCCAAUGAAAAUUGUCUUACCCAGCAAGCACUACGUAAUGGAAGAUACUGACUAUGGAAGCGAAAUUAAGCAAUUGAUUAUAUUGCCCAACAGCCCAUUCAUGGCAACAAAUGCCAGCAAUCGUCCUGACGGAUCAUAUGCGACAAAUGAUGUAUGGACGCCGCAUCCGAGUAAACCUGGAUACUGGUUUAUUAGUGGAAGAGCUGAUGAUACUUUGAUCAUGUCAAAUGGAGAAAAAACAAACCCUGUUCCAAUGGAGGCAGCUAUGAGAAACUCCAACGCGCUCAUUGAGCAGUGCGCUGUUAUCGGACAAAGUCGAGCUGCAACAUCUGUGCUAGUUCAAUUGAAUGUCAAAGAGGCUAUGGGAAAAGAUAUUUACGAUAUGCUUAGUAUCGUGGAGGCUGCGGUUGAUAAAGCCAAUCGAGAUGCUCCGGCACAUUCCAAGAUUAUAUUUCCUGACAUGGUCAAGGUACUCCCGCUUAUAGAAAAGCUGCCAGUAACUGACAAGGGAACGCUAUCACGAAAAAAGGCAGAGAAGCAGUAUGGUCACUAUCUUGAAGUCAUGUACGAUAAUUUUUUCAACCAGUCAAGCGAGUUACAACAAGAUAAAGGAGAUACGAAACUGCCAUUGGAGCCGACGGUCAUAUCUGACUUCCUGAAAACAACUAUCGCAAAACUCAUCAAAGUGAAGCCAUCAGAAGUAAAUACUACUAUGAACGUAUUUGAUCAAGGCUUAGAUUCACUUCUGGCGGUUCAGCUCAGGAAUAGCAUUGUCAAGUUCACGAAAAAUGUACCCACCAACUUUGUGUUUCAGAACAGUACAAUUAAAGACAUGACUCAAGCCAUUUGCCAAGAUUUGGAAACUGAUGUUGUCGAAGCAUCAUAUCAAGCAACCAGAGGCCUAUUGUCGAAGUACAUAAAGCUUAUUGACGAGCAAAUGCCACGGCCCACCCGGUCAUAUCAGACGAAAAACAGAGGAGAUGAUGUAGUUGUAUUGACUGGUGCUACUGGUUCUCUGGGAGCUCUUGUACUACAGGCCAUGCUUCAAAAUAAGUCUAUACGAAAGGUGUACGCUCUAGUGAGAGGCAAAGAUGGCCGUGACAGAUUAAAAAAGGCUUUCUCUAGUCGUGCGUUGGAUACACGACUUCUGAAGUCUGCCAAAUUACAGGUUUACCCUUUCGACCAAGCCAAAAAAUGCCUUGGAUUAGACCGUCAGCAAUACAGGAGCAUUCAGACUGAAGCCACAGUGAUUUGCCAUUGCGCAUGGAUGUUGGAUUUCCUCCAACCUGUUACCUACUAUGAGAAGGAAUGCAUCAAUGGACUUUUCAACUUACUUCAACUAGCCUAUAACGGCGGCAACAAUUCUAUGCGCUUCCAUUUCAUCUCCAGUGUUAGCGCAAGUAUGGCUAUGAAAGGCGAGGUGUUUGAACAGCCACUUCCAGAUGAUCCAUCCUGCGCUGCCCCUAUGGGUUACGCUCAAAGUAAAUUCAUUGCUGAACAUUUGAUGCGGUAUGUUACGCAAAACAAGGGCAUCCAAGGCUAUGUAGAGCGAGUAGGUCAGAUGAGCGGUGAUACAGUCAAUGGCUACUGGAAUCCCCAAGAGCAAUAUCCACUUAUGGUUGCAGGUGGAGCAGUAUACAUGAAGAAGAUGCCUAUUAUGAAUAGCGAGAUUGAUUGGAUACCUCUAGAUUACUCUGCUGCUGCAAUCCUGGAGAUCAUUAUGAACACCGCUAACGAUGCACCUUCACCUACUGGAUCCAUUUUCCAUAUCGUUAAUCCAAACAGAGUCACUUGGAUGGACUUUUUGGAAGCACUUCAUGCUAAUGGACUCAAGUUCAGCCACGUAUCCCCUGAAGAAUGGAUAAACGAGUUAUCGGAAGACGAUAGAAAUCCAGCAUUCAAGUUAAUUUCCUUCUAUCAAGACGUAGUUGGAGGGAUGGAAUUGCCUGUCUGGGUAACGUCAAAGACACAGAGUGUCAGCCGAAAACUGAAGGCAACACCCCAAUUAGACGCUGCGCUGGUGGGUAAAUGUCUCCAGAAUUGGAAGCGCAUAGGUCUGUUCAAUUAGCAUCCCAAACAUUAUCAUUUUCACAACAAACUUUACUUAGACAAUGAACAAAUACCAAUAAUAGUUCACACACAAUGAAUCCCUCUAGUCUGUCAAUAAAACAAUUUCUAUUAAUCUUUUGUGA
This is a messenger RNA of Umbelopsis ramanniana AG, 3277 nucleotides long. RefSeq lists its product as uncharacterized. Gene Ontology annotation, molecular function: phosphopantetheine binding. The record is from RefSeq and is a predicted model, not a curated record. Bases 46 to 3153 code for a protein of 1035 amino acids. The transcript is spliced from 9 exons. Lineage: Eukaryota; Fungi; Mucoromycota; Umbelopsidomycetes; Umbelopsidales; Umbelopsidaceae.